CAGGCGAGGCGCUCGGACAGCCAGCCAGCCAGCCGGCUUCUCCUCCUCCCUUCUCCCCGUUCCUUCUGCUCUUGCAAACCUCCGCUCCGACUCCCCAAGAGCUCCUGCGCCCCAAGAGCUGCGUGCGCCCCGUCCCGCCAGGCACUCAGAGGCCAGCGCGCCCCCCGCCGCCAAAGUUGCGCGGCCAGAGAGAGAGACAGAGAGAGAGAGAAAGAGAGCAGAGCUGCGACCCCGCCGGCAGCGCGCACGGAACUUUGCAGACGCGAGCGGCAAGCAGCCCCGGGCAGCGGCAAUGACUCCCUGGCUCGGGCUCGUGGUGCUCCUGGGCAGCUGGAGCCUGGGAGAUUGGGGCGCCGAGGCGUGCACAUGCUCGCCCAGCCACCCCCAAGACGCCUUCUGCAACUCUGACAUAGUGAUCCGUGCCAAGGUGGUGGGGAAGAAGCUGGUGAAGGAGGGCCCCUUCGGCACUCUGGUCUACACCAUCAAACAGAUGAAGAUGUACCGAGGCUUCACCAAGAUGCCCCAUGUGCAGUACAUUCACACUGAAGCAUCAGAGAGUCUCUGUGGCCUAAAGCUGGAGGUGAACAAGUACCAGUACCUGAUCACAGGCCGCAUCUAUGACGGGAAGGUAUACACUGGCCUGUGCAACUUCGUCGAGAGAUGGGACCGGCUCACACUCUCACAGCGCAAGGGGCUGAACUAUCGCUACCAUCUGGGUUGUAACUGCAAGAUCAAAUCCUGCUACUAUCUGCCAUGCUUUGUGACUUCCAAGAAUGAAUGUCUCUGGACCGACAUGCUGUCCAAUUUCGGCUUCCCCGGCUACCAGUCCAAACACUACGCCUGCAUCCGGCAGAAGGGCGGCUACUGCAGCUGGUACCGAGGAUGGGCCCCCCCAGACAAAAGCACCAUCAAUGCCACUGACCCCUGAGCACCAGACCCCAUCCUGCCUCACUUCCCUCCCUUCCUGCUGAGCUUCCCUCGGACACUAACUCUUCCCAGAUGAUGACAAUGAAAUUAGUGCCUGUUUCCUUGCAAAUUUCGCACUUCGAACACUUAAAGAAAAGUCUGUGCUGUCAAUAUGGAGUUGAUUUGGGAUCACCCUCCUGGCCCUUUAUGACCCCUUCUUUUUGGUUUGCACACCCACCCAUUUCCACCUGGGAAUUUGUGGUGGCAGACCAGAAAGAAUGAGGGAUAUACUUUCCUCUUCUUCGUGAUAAUAUAAUCUCUAUUUUUUUAGGAAAACAAAAAUUGAAAAACCGUCCCUUCCCUUUGGGUAUUAUUAAUACCUACCCUAUCUUCUCCUUCCCCAUCUCACCAUUUCCCAGAACCUCCUCCUGUUUUUUUUUCUUCCACUCCUCUCUUCCUCCCAGCACAUAAAGGACAUAGACAAUGAAGGUGCUGGAAGGCCACUGUUUCAGGGUCAGUCCAGAGGAGUUGGAAAAUCAAGGCAAGGUGUGCAGAGGAUCAGAAACACCGAGGAGAUGCUACUGCAUGUUCCCACCUGACUGUAUCUGUCUGUGUCUGUUUGCAAGAGGAAGGGAAGAAAAGGAGAAGCUGUAAAGGAGGAUCUGAAAUGAGGUGGCACACACAAUUCCCCAGGCUAGUGAUGCUUGGGUUGAUCAGAAAUUUUUGAGUCUGGAGCAAAGCAUCCAGACCAGUGGAACUUUCUUAGUCAGUAAAGACUUAAACAUCUGCCUGAGGUCAGUUGGCAAGUUGCUAGAUUAGCAUCUUUCCUCACCCCACUGCUUAGCACAUUUCCCCCUGGAAAACUCUGGGGGAUUUGGCCAGGGACUUGUCUUCAUGUAAAUUGGAAAAAAACCACCCAUCACCAUUUACCAUCCACCAUUCACCAAUAUAGCCAAGUAGAUUUGGAUAGAGACUAUUUCCAGAGUAGCAUUUAGUUCACCUAGGAGGGUGUGUCUUUAUAUACAUUUGCAUAUACCUACACGGGGAAUAAGUUAAUUAUUUUUUACAGGACACAGAAUUCUGUUCAAUGCUGUUAAAUAUGCCAAUAGUUUAAUCUCUUCUAUUUUGUUGUCGUUGCUUGUUGGAAGAAAAUGAUGACAUUCCAAGUUGAUCUUAUUUUUUUUCCCUUUUAAUCAGAAUUUGAAAUUAUGAUCACCCUUAGCUGGGGGGGGGGUGUCUUCUGCCCUUUUCUUAUUCUCCUAAUUCAUCUUUGGGGCCUUCAUUGAUUGGGCCUUACUGAAUUGGCUUAGAUAUGAAAUAUCUUGGCUUAGAAGUAGUGGUAGAGGAGCAGCUGGCCUCCUUCCCCCAGUUCACCAAAGGGUGAAUAAACCCCACCUAUUGAUGCUCUGAGUUAUAGAAUUAAAUCUAGGGGAGGGAUCCCUGGAGGAAACCUGACUGCCAUCAGCUAGCAGAAGCAUUUUGUUGUGAAUGUGGGUUUUAAUUUUUUUCUGGUGGGGAAUGGAACUGAGACAAUAAUAUAAAUUCCCUGAGUCCAUAAGAUUAUUUUGUUUCCAGUUGACUGUGAGAUGAUUUGAGUAGAUGAGAAGGCCUCUUCUACAGAGUCGGGGCUGGCAGGAAAGUGGCACUGAACAUGAUGGCUCGCCUUUUUUCAGAUUCUGGGUCUUUAUCCUCUGUUACCAUUUGUAUCUUCAGUUCAUUCCAUUUUAGGCAACAGAGCUGCCAAUUGAGACAGGACAGAAAAAAAUAAAAGCAGCAGCAGACGAUGCAUUGCAGUGCCUUGCACACACACAUUCAUACAUCUAUACACACAUACAUACACACACACACACACACACACACACACACACACACAUAGGCCUAGGCAGAGGGUGGGCAGAGUCCUGGAAAAGGCAGAACAGACAGCAGGUCUCCUUGGGGUGGAUCUUGUUACCUUGGAGUCCUGGCAUUAGCCAGGUGGGAGCCCAGUGGCCUGACCACCCGUGGGGCAGUAUGAAACCAAGCUAUUGUGAUGGAUGGUCUGGUGGUCUCUGAGGGAAGAGCCUUAGGCUUGAUGUGAGAUUUUCUUUCUUUUAAUCUCUAAAUCUUGCAAAGUGGAGCCCCUGACCCAACCCCCACAAGUGCCCUCCUGCCACUAGACAUCACCAUCUCCCUCUUGGGGCUCUUGGCCACUCUUCAUCCCCUUGGGGUCAUUGCCUCUCACAGGUGGAGGGACUUAGGGUCAGGCCUGUGUGUGAGCUGCCUCUUGCGACCUGCAGAGUGGGAAAGUGGGGAGAACUUCUGUCCCAUGCUCCUGGUUCUGGCAAGGAGAACAGUAGGUCCUGUGCAGAGAAAAGUCCUUGGGAAAAGUGAUGCUGUCAGAGGGCGGUUUUGAGCUUUCUAUAAGCUAUAGCUUUGUUUAUUUCACCUGUUCACUUACUGUAUAAUUUAAAGUCAUUUAUGUAGCCGAGGCACUUCCGUAUUUCAAUCAUAUUGUGAAUGUUUUAUUUUGCUAAAUCUUGUGUCAUGUGUAGCUGUUCAAUGUGUACAUUGUGCUUAAGUGAAAACAACAACAACAACAACAACAACAACAUGAAACCCCAUGCCACCAUUUUCCUGAAUCAAAUUCUACUGUGGAAUGGAGGGUGAUGCACUUCUACUGUGCAGGCAGCAGCUAGACUGGCAAAUGGGAAAUGAGGAGGAGCCAACCCGGAGCCUCUCCAGGCUCCUCCUCCAGUGGCACCACCCACCUCCACCCACUUGCUGGAGCCAGAAGGAGGAGAGUAAAGAAAGCAAGUGUCUGGCAAGUUGUUGGGCCUGGUCACUCAUAGCUCUUUUUCUGUCUAAUGCCUUUGCCCGCCCAACUGGGCAGCUAUGGUUUCCUCUAAACAACCAGGGCCAUGGGAUUUUGGGGCCUCCUCAACAUUUUGAGGGUGUCUCCUUUGGGCCUCUCUCUUGCUUUUCAAGCAAGGAAAGAGCACACUUGGGCUCUUUGCUUCUUUGGCCAGGAUGCCCCGAGGCUGUAGGUGAUUCUGUUUCCUUUUUCCAGCCUCAGAUUUACAUGUUAGCGGCAGAGCUGAGCCCCUGAGCACCAUUUUUUACCCCAUGGUUCUUGAACAACUAAAGAACAUGGUGCUGGAGGCAGUUCCGGAGACACUGUCCUUCCCUGGCCCAGCCCUUUAUCUUGGACUUGAUGAUCACCAAUGUGCAUCUUAACCCUGAGCAGACAGCCAGGUCUGGAUCCUGGCUACCGAAAAUGAAAACAUGACUAAAAGCAUUUUAUAAAACAUGAACAACUUUCAUCAUCUCCAGGCAAAAACCAAACAAAAUGGGAGCAGGUAGAGGGACCAGACAGAGUGUCUCCCCACUGGCUUUUGGGAGCAGGGGUGUGGGGAAGAAUUUGGAAAUGGUUCCUGCUCUGAGUGAAGGUGUUUCACACCCUCCCAGGCCCCUGUUCAUCCCCUUGGCCAGUCUGCUGUCCUUACACCCAGAAGUGAUGGAGAGAAACCAACCAGAGAAAACCCUAUCUGGAAGGAAUGUAUUUGUUGCUAAAUUUUGUAGCACUGUUUACAGUUUUCCUCCAUGUUAUUUAUGAAUUUUAUAUUCCGUGAAUGUAUAUUGUCUUGUAAUGUUGCAUAAUGUUCACUUUUUAUAGUGUGUCCUUUAUUCUAAACAGUAAAGUGGUUUUAUUUCUAUCACACA
Molecule: messenger RNA, 4605 nt
Organism: Suncus etruscus (white-toothed pygmy shrew)
Lineage: Eukaryota; Metazoa; Chordata; Mammalia; Eulipotyphla; Soricidae
Gene: TIMP3
Product: TIMP metallopeptidase inhibitor 3
Exons: 5
Coding region: 293-928 (211 amino acids)
Biological process (GO): negative regulation of endopeptidase activity; negative regulation of membrane protein ectodomain proteolysis
Cellular component (GO): extracellular matrix
Molecular function (GO): metalloendopeptidase inhibitor activity; protease binding
Source: RefSeq, a predicted model, not a curated record